Molecule: messenger RNA, 741 nt
Organism: Postia placenta MAD-698-R-SB12
Lineage: Eukaryota; Fungi; Basidiomycota; Agaricomycetes; Polyporales; Adustoporiaceae
Exons: 3
Coding region: 1-741 (246 amino acids)
Biological process (GO): translation
Cellular component (GO): mitochondrial large ribosomal subunit
Molecular function (GO): structural constituent of ribosome
Source: RefSeq, a predicted model, not a curated record
AUGCAUAUCUUGCUGGCGAGUCAUCAAGGAUACCUCGUAAUGGAACAGCCACGGGUCUACCCCAACAAAACUGUGCCGCGAGUCUACUCCGAACGGAAGGCCUACCUGUAUAACCAGUACACUCGCCUGUUCCAGUCGAGCUUCGAUACCCCGCUUGUCUUCCUACACCACAACGACUUCUCCAUUCCGCGUCUCAUUCAAUUGCGACGCCAGAUCACCGCGGCCGCAGCCAAGCACGCCAGCACACCCUCGCUUGCCGGGCCCUCGCCCGCGCCCGCGGCGGCCGCACCGACACUGACAAUCCUGCGGACGUCCAUUCUCGGCGUCGCGCUCCGGGACUUUGCACCUCUGGACAGGCAUGCCGCGAUGAACAUCGCGCAGCUCGUAGAGGGCGGGCUUGCCGUGCUCGCCUUCCCGUCCUUCGACCCGCCGCAGAUGCAGGCCAUCCUGCGCGCCCUCUCGCGCGCCGUGCCGCCCCGCAAGCGCCAGCGGCCGACGCCCGUGCCGGAGUUGCGCGUCGUGGGCGCGCUCGUCGAGGGCCGCGUGUUCGGGCCUGCGGGCGUGGGUGAGGUUACGCAGCUGCCGACGCUGGAGACGCUACGCGCGCAGCUGGUUGGGCUGCUGAGCGCGCCGGCGAUGCAGUUGGCGAUGGUUCUGGGCGAGGCAGGCGGGGCGAGACUGGCCAGGACGCUCGAGGGACUGAAGAAGAGCUUGGAGGAAGAUCAGGGGGGGGCGUCAUGA